Messenger RNA from Penicillium robsamsonii, 1983 nucleotides. Its product is annotated as Zn(II)2Cys6 transcription factor. Gene Ontology annotation, molecular function: zinc ion binding; DNA-binding transcription factor activity, RNA polymerase II-specific; DNA binding. Bases 1 to 1983 code for a protein of 660 amino acids. Gene Ontology annotation, biological process: regulation of DNA-templated transcription; DNA-templated transcription. Lineage: Eukaryota; Fungi; Ascomycota; Eurotiomycetes; Eurotiales; Aspergillaceae. The record is from RefSeq and is a predicted model, not a curated record. The transcript is spliced from 6 exons.
AUGAUCCCCGCUACCAAGCGGACAAUCAACUCAUGUCUGCGAUGCCGAGUGCGAAAGAUUCGCUGCGGUCGCGAAAGACCCGAGUGUCAAAACUGCGCACGUUAUGGGCAUUCCUGCCGAUAUGCCCCGACUCCCACUGAGUCGAAUUCAACAAGGCCCGAAGGCAAUGAGGGGUACAACGAGCUUGCACAGCGACUAAGUCAUCUUGAGGCAGUAGUCGCGCGAUUGGCGGGCACCGCGUCCGAGGGCUCCCCUCCAGAGGGGUCUGCUGUUUCUACUGCGGGUAAUGUUCAUAUUGUGGAUAGUGAGCCACGCCUCUUGUCGGGGUCGUACUGGAAGCAAUUAGCUGCACAGCAUCCCGAUUUCAACGCUCUCUUAGACGCGAACCAAGAUGAACAGCCACCAUUCAAACGGGUACAGCCGAGUCGACCCUUAAAUUUAUUUGUCGCUCCAGACCCCGAAUUUUACCCGCAUGCUUAUAUUCCACCACUACCUGAGGCCGAGCGAUUGUACGCCAUCUUCCUCGACCGGGUGGACCCAGUUGUGCGCAUCAUUCAUAAGCCGACGUUCUUGGAGGAGAUGCAAGAGUACUAUCUCCAAAUUAGACAAGAUAAUGAAAUUGACAAAAGAUCGACAGCAGCAUUCGAGGCGCUUCUCUUUACCGUGUUAUUCGGUGCUCUCGCCAGCUUAUCCGAGGAGGAGCACUGGGGCCCAUCGCCUGCAGGUCAAGAAACUGCCCCUGGACAUGUCAAGCGGGGCUGUUUACAAGCCCUUCGGCUCGCCAUCGAACAGAGUCUGAUCCGAUCCGAGCUCCUUGAAAGACCUAGUCUCCACUCAAUCUCGGCCUGCUGUCUCUUUUUGUUUAUUACGUGUGAUGAAACCGAUGUCCCAUACCAUUACUGCUUAACUGGUCUGUUACUACGUGUUGCGCGAUCAUUCUCUCUCCAUAUAGAUCCACAGGCACUGGCAGACCGGAGGCGAAUACAAAAACCAGCACAAGCUCCAUUCAGCGCCGUUGUUGUCGAAGUUCGCCGGCGACUUUGGCACGUCAUUAUCCACCCUGAAAGCCUCGACUUCAUGUCUAGCGAAGCACGUGGUGUAGAUCCUGAGUCUAUUGGCAUCCAAACUUGGCCUACCACGCUUAUGCCUGCAUUGCCGGGGAACAUGAACGACGAGGAUAUUGUCGAGGAAGCACAGGAAAAUAAAAAUAACGCACGUUUCACCGAUAUGACAAUGUCUCUCGUUCGCUACCAACUUUCCCUCGGCCUGAGACAGCUAGUUACAACCCCUGUCCCCCCAUCUGGCUCUGACACGAUCCAGAAGUGCCUCGAUGGAACAGUGGAAAUGGUCGAGAGACAUUACCUACAAUACUGUCAUGCUAGCGAUCCUAUUCAGACAGUCACGCUGGAACUUGGUCGCCUUGGUGGGUAUAAACUCCGGCUCCAUGUAUAUCAUCGAUUCCUAAAAGAGCGUGAUGGCAUCAAUACUAGCUACUGGAGCCCGUCUCGAAAAAGAGCUAUGGGAAAUGCCAAAGACCUGAUCUCCUCCUAUCAAACUCUUUUAGCCGACCCUAAUAUCAGACGGUUCCAUUGGCACAUUCGCCGGCACUCCCAACUGCAUGGAAUGCUUCAUAUAAUCAACGAGCUAUCCACAAUAGAUACCUCUAAUCUAUCGGUCGAUACUCACAUUCUUUGCAAACAAGCCUGGGAAACCAUUGCCGACGUUGAGAUGAAAAGCGAUUCAGCAGAAGAAAAUAGCAAAGAGAAACGACUGUGGACCUUUCUCCACAAUCUACGGGAGCGAGUGAGGCUUCGCUUAUAUACACAGGAGUUCAUCAGUCGAGGGUUAAGUACAAAUUCGGGGGAAGUUGACGAUAACUCCCUUAUGAGCGGUAUUGAUGGCACAAACCUGCUAGAGUCCCUGUUCGGCGGCAAAGAGCCCUGGAAGCUCACUUCCCUGGUCCAGGUUGGACGAGAUGAUUAA